Molecule: messenger RNA, 4927 nt
Organism: Motacilla alba alba
Lineage: Eukaryota; Metazoa; Chordata; Aves; Passeriformes; Motacillidae
Gene: SH2D4A
Product: SH2 domain containing 4A
Exons: 10
Coding region: 306-1667 (453 amino acids)
Cellular component (GO): cytoplasm
Molecular function (GO): phosphatase binding
Source: RefSeq, a predicted model, not a curated record
GGCGGCUCGGCCCGCGCAGAGAUGCUGCGGGGAGCUGGCGGCUGCAGCCCCUUUGUGACUCCAGUUGGUUUGCGUCUCCAGCUCGGGGAAGGCUCCCUCCGGUUUCUGCUUCACCUCGUUUGCAGCUUCAGGAAGUCUGAGCUAAAAAAAAAAAAAAGGAAAGAGACAGAAGUAUAAUUGCUCUGGCACGCCUGCAUUCCUACUUCAGUCUCAGACGGGAAGGCACUCUUUCUUGUCGGAGCCAGGAAGAGGAUCUGAUCCGUGAAGAUUAUCGCCACGAACGUGUGUAAGUGAAACCUGCAGCCAUGCUGAAACAGAUAUUAUCAGACAUGUACAUCGAUCCGGAGCUGCUGGCAGAACUUAGCGAGGAGCAGAAGCAGAUCCUCUUCUUCAAGAUGAGGCAGGAACAGAUCAGACGGUGGGAGGAAAGAGAAGCUGCUGCAGAAAAGAUUUCAGCAAAGAAGCCACUGCCAAGAAAAGCCAACAGGAAGUCAGUGACAUGGAAACUCGGCGCUGACAAUGAAGUGUGGGUCUGGGUGAUGGGCGAGCAUCCUUCAGAUAAGUCCUAUGCAGCCAUCUGUGAAGAGAUCCAGGCACAAAGAGCAAAGUGCUUAGCGAGAGAGCAAGGCCAGGAGGGCAGACAGACUGACUCUUCUGCAACAUGGUCUCUACACCCACAGCCAGGACUUCUGACUGAGACAGAUCUUCACGGGAAUAAAAAAAACACUGCGGAGAAAAAGGAGGAACAUGGGAAAAGAAUGACUGAUAUUGAUACAACAGGAAAAAGCCAGGAGCUCACAAAGAGGGGAACCAGAAGUGUUCAACAGAUGCUGGUGGAUUGCCAUGUGAGGAAGCAUAGUUUCCAACAGAUGAAGGAAGCACAGAGGAAAAAUUCAGAAGAGAUCACAGCCCCCCAGAAGCCAAUACCACAGAGCCACUCCAGCACAGAGAGCCAGAGAAUGCUGCAGAAAUCGGAUGAGAAUGAGCCUGAAUGGCAGGAAUUCUUGCGGAAAUCCAAGGCAGCAGAUGAGAAGAGACGCUCUCUUGCACGGCAAGCCAGAGAUGACUACAGGAGGCUUUCACUGCAGGGCAUCCACAGAGGGAAGCAGGCAGAUAUUUCCAAGGGUGGCACAGCAGGAGAUCGACGACCGCUUCAAUAUCCACCCCUCCCCCCCAAGCCUAAACUUCUACCUCCUGCAAUGGCAAAUGGGAGAGCAAUUAGGAAAGAGGGAGUCCAGAGGACAACCUCCAAUUCCACAGAAGAAAGCAUCAUCAAGUGGUUCAAAGAGGAGCAAUUCCCUCUCCGAGCUGGCUAUCUGAAAACCACAGACACAAUAGCACCUUGGUUCCAUGGUAUCCUAACCUCUAAGAAAGCAGAAGAGCUUCUGAAUAAAACACUACCAGGGAGUUUUCUGAUCCGGGUCAGUGAGAAAAUCAAAGGCUAUGUGCUCUCCUAUCGGUCUGUGGAAGGAUGUAAACAUUUCCUCAUUGAUGCCUCCAGUGAUUCCUACAGCUUCCUUGGAGUGGACCAGCUGCAACAUUCAACACUGGCUGACCUUGUAGACUACCACAAGGAGGAACCCAUCACUUCCUUGGGGAAGGAGCUGUUGCUUUACCCAUGUGGCCAAGAGGACCAAGAGCCAGAUUACAUCUCUCUCUUUGAGUAAACUUCCCCAUCUUGUUGGGCAGCCCCAGACUUGUAUUCACAAAGAACUUGGAACUGGACUUGGAACUAGAGCUGCUGAUACUUACCUGAAACCAUAAGUGCCUCUAUUUUGUAUCCUUCACAACAAAGUAGUAGGAGGAUAAGUACUGCUGUGAGCUACAGGAUGCCUCAGCCCAGCAAGCUGCAAAGCACCUGGAUACAUCCCCCAAGAUGGAGAGAAUGAGUUGAUGAAGUAAUCAGUUGAUCAGGGAGAUACUGCUGUGGAUUUUCAGUGGGUUUUUGUAGGUUUCUUGGGGGACUUCUGUAUUCAAGCUGUCUUUUGUUCUUGAAUGCAAGGUUCUUUGGGAAAUAGAUUAGCGCCUACAGUUGAAUGAGAUUAUGCCUUCCUGAAGGCACAAAACAACUUGGAGAGGUGACUUGAUCUUGAUAUGUCAUUUGCAUAAUGUGAAGUUUAAUUCUAUAAAAUGCUGUGUCCUUGGAAGGAAGGAUGUUCAGCCAAACAUCCAAGCAAACCCUGAGUGCCUUUCAGUGAAAGGUCCUCUCUGUGACAAGAGAUAUGCACACAUGAAGAGUGCAUUUUUAAACUGCUCUAGCCUCUGAAUAUAGAUCCUUACUCUUUUAACCUGUAUUUAACUCCCACACAGGCCUUUCUGCAUUGAGAGGGAUUAUCCUUUUUGAAAAGGAAAGAAGAUGGGACAGAGUCAUUUGUAUGAAUGACAAUCACAUGUACAGAGCCUAAAAAUGUAAGAAGGAACACCUAUAUCAGUAUUAAUACAGUUUACAGAAGAGUUUUUGCAAGUAAAGAAUGCUAUUUUCCAAAAUGGAGCUAUUUAGCUAUUUAUUGCAAGUUGUGUCCCAAUUACUGAGAUGCAUCUGGUGUAAACUUCAUUAUAGAACUUGUUCUUUCAGCAAAAUGUUCUCUUUUCUUAUUUGUUACAAUGCUCUUUAAAUACAUCAUUCAGAAGAUUGGGGGAGAGCUUGGACAGAAUCACAUAACAAAUUAGUCUUCAUCCAGGUUCCCUAAUGUUGUUGCAUGUGACAAACUCUGCAGCUGAGGGGUCUGAAUCUGCAAACAUAAUUUUUUAGAGGCACAUUAGUCCUCAAAUUGUGAAUAAGAUUUGGUCUUGUUUCAGUUGUUUACCUCUUUUUACCUGUUCUCUUUUUUCUGUUAGAUCAGGGCUACUCAAUUUGAAGAAGCAGUCAAAACUUUCAGUCUUACAUUAAUCUGGGUUUUGUGGAAUACAGAUUUAAAGAAAUUGUGAUCAUCUGGUCCUAAAAUUUACAGCUUUGCUGACAGGCAGUUUCCAUUCCAAGAAAGAGGGGAUAACCACACUCCAGUUACAGUAAGUGUCUAGAAAUAAAACCUUGCUAGAAAUCAAGCCUUAAUGUAAACUGAGAUUCUGAAUGUAAAGACACUCUGCCACUGCAAAUGACUAAAUGAGCUUCUUGAGCAAUAUAUCACAUGUAUCAAAGAGAUAAUUUCAAUAUAAUCUGCAUCAAUCAUAAGAAAGGGUGAGAUUAUUUGUAGAGGGGGAAACAUCCCUCCUUUCCUCUAUAUGGACUGUUUCUUUAAAAAAAUUGGUCAAAAUGAAAGGUCCUUCAGAAAAACAUCUGUUUUCAUGUGAAGAAUGUACAUAACUGAUAUAUUGCUGGAGACAAAUUGUGAAGUGUUUUUCAGACCUAUGGGCUGGUAAAGAGAGAGGAAAAAUAUGCUCUAAUAAGGCAUUUUGAGACACAGGGUGUUAACUUGCAAAAUAAGAUGCAGGCCAAUCUGUCAUGGACAUAGCAGGACAUAAUCAGUUUUAGCUCUAAGAUCUUUAGUAAAACUCCUCAGGGUCUGACCUGCUGACAAGUGAACCAGUAGAUUCACUGCCUUUAUAUUAAACUACUUAUUUGCAAAUAUUGUCUCAGUACAGCCCAGGGAAAACCACUAUCCAUGUUCACAUCAUCCUACAUGUUUGAGUCAUGCCUCAGUUUUUCAAAGACCCACUUUUCUGCUGUGAGGCAAGAAAUAUGAACAUUUAGAUGACUGGACUGACUGCAAAGGCAACUACCUUGCUAGAACAGAUCCCCUUAAGACUGGCUCUUCUAUUGCUCCAAAAUCCAGUUGCCCUGAAAGUCUGUGGAGCAAGGAUGUCUUGCAGCAGUUGAGAAUCAAGGGUGAUGACAUACCUUUGGGAGUUUCUCUGUAGAAUCUUUCCUUCUUCAAGGGAUGCUGUGCAAGGAUUACAAGAGGAGUCAAUUUGCAAAUUGCUUGCUGGAGAGAUCAUGAAUCCUGGAGGAGCAUGGCAAUUUGUUUUGCUCGAUGCCUUUAGCCAGAGUAUGCUGCAGUCAUCAAAAAGUGAAGCAAGGAUAGCCUCCCCACCUGCACAGGGCCAUCUCCAGUCCCUCCUCAACCAAGAUAAAAUCAGUUGUCGUUCUGAGAGAGAUCACAAGCUGGUUUGGGGACAAGGAAGGUAGACACCUUCAUAACAAAAUCUGUUUUUCUGUUGGCUGCUCUCUUUGGGUUUCACCUUUUUCUAACUGGGUGGGAAGACCUGUUAGAGCUCCACUAAAAUGUUAUGUUUCUGGGCUGUUUCUAAUUUUGUUUCUGGGCUGACAGAAACAUAAGUAACAGCAGCUUCCCUUUCUCAUGCUGUUCUUCACCUCUCCUGUCAGUGCAGUCUCCACCUCUAAGAGAGCCCUGACAGAUCUCUGCUGUGAUUAGAUUGCCCUGCACAUCACUGAUGUGGCCAGUGACUGUGGGCUCUUCAUCACUGAUACCAUCUCAGCUCUUGCCAAACUGGCUUCUGCAGCCAAGGUACAGAAACUGCAUAUACAGCAUUAUUCCUGGCAAGAGGAACAGCAUCUCUGUGGAAAAAGACAUACGUGAAAAUCACAAAGGUGCUUUUUAAAAGCAUAAGUUGCUAAACUCUGACAGGAUCUGGAAGUUGUGCUUGCAAAGUAAUGAAGUGCCGAAUUUACAACUGCCCAGUGCUUAGAACUGGAGACUAAUAGAGGCUUGAAGGAACCUCUGGAGAUCAUCUGGUCUAGUUCUGCUCUACAAAUCUGGCUCAGGGAAGACCGAAUAAAACAAUCACGGAAAUAGUUAAGGUGAGGCUUGACAUAGGUCAUGAUUACAAAAUUUUCACAGUGUACAACACCCAGUUUCAAAUUCAGGUUUAAGUGGGACUGUAGCAGCAACUUUUGCCUUGGAGCAGCUGCAUUACCACACUUUGAUAUGCACUCAACAAGCCAUACCUGUCUCCUCCUCUUGCAUAA